Messenger RNA from Echinococcus granulosus, 627 nucleotides. Its product is annotated as C-1-tetrahydrofolate synthase, cytoplasmic. Lineage: Eukaryota; Metazoa; Platyhelminthes; Cestoda; Cyclophyllidea; Taeniidae. Gene Ontology annotation, biological process: tetrahydrofolate interconversion. The record is from RefSeq and is a predicted model, not a curated record. The transcript is spliced from 2 exons. Gene Ontology annotation, cellular component: cytosol. Bases 1 to 627 code for a protein of 208 amino acids. Gene Ontology annotation, molecular function: methenyltetrahydrofolate cyclohydrolase activity; methylenetetrahydrofolate dehydrogenase (NADP+) activity.
AUGCGAUCGAUCCGAAUAAAGACGUCGAUGGGUAGGGUUACUUCCCCGUCCCAACGUAUUAGUCUAUCCACCUGCCAAUUAGCUCACAUUUGCAGCGGCAGCUACUUGCGUUGGAAGCAGUGCCCCUUUCUCAUUCACCCUUCCUGCGUAGCUGCUGCUUGUUUACUUCUCCUACAAGAGACCGGACCCAUACCGAUAGGUCUGCGCUGCCUGGUGGUCGGGCGCGGCCGACUUGUUGGUACUCCUGUGGCCAGCUUAAUGCUACGAUCUGCGAAUGCUACCACCACCAUCUGUCACACGGGUACCCGAUGCCUCGAGGAGGAGGUAAAUCGUGCUGAAAUCCUCAUCACAGGGGUCGGUAAGACCAAUCUAGUGAAGGGUGAUUGGAUACGUGCCGGAGCAAUCGUAAUCGACUGCGGGAUAGACGUUUCAUCAGGAAAGGUUCUUGGGGAUGUUGAGUUUGAGAAAGCUGUCAGUCGUGCUGCAUGGAUAACACCAGUGCCAGGAGGUGUUGGACCUCUCACAUUCGCCCUUCUCAUGAGGAGCACUUUGAACGCAGCAAAAAGAUUUCAUAAUUUGUCAACACACUCACCUUUAAUGGAACCAACAGGUAUCUUACUAGAAUAG